This is a messenger RNA of Liolophura sinensis, 2648 nucleotides long. RefSeq names its product tetratricopeptide repeat protein 16-like. The record is from RefSeq and is a predicted model, not a curated record. Bases 175 to 2526 code for a protein of 783 amino acids. The transcript has 12 exons. Lineage: Eukaryota; Metazoa; Mollusca; Polyplacophora; Chitonida; Chitonidae. Gene Ontology annotation, molecular function: protein binding.
ACUCACCAUGGCGAUCAUGUAAACAGUUCACACUCCAGGUUGUCGGUAAAAUGUGAUACUUCACCUUCUUAUGAGUCAGCGUGUAUUUCUUUUUAGGUGUACACCCAUUACCAAACUUUUGAGGAUGAGUAUGCUGUGACAAAGUGACAGAUUACAUGUACGUCUCCCUUCAACAUGGAAAACGGUGGUGAUGACAAAACCCAGCAUGGGGGCAGUAAUUCAGUGGUGGCUGGAGGUGACCAGAGCAGUGGCCCAGGAUCUUCUCCUGACCAGGCAGAUGACCAUGAAGAUGUGGUCAAUGUCCACCAGUUCUAUCCUGAAAUCGACAUCUUGACAUCCACUGUCAUAUCGGACAGCAAUGUGGCAGAGACGGAGGAUUACAGGUUUGGUAUUGAAGAGUUACCUGCCCGCAGCUCUGCGUCACCCAGUCAUGAAUUAGUCCCAGUAAGUGAGACUAAUGAAGACAAUGAAAAUGGAACAAAAAAGGCAGACGAAAGUGAGGCAGAAUCGCAAGAUGUUGACCAAAGAACUGCUGAGAAAGAAGAUGAAGGCAGAUGUGGUACCAAAAAGAAUAUGGAUUUCUUUGGUGGUUUGGUGGAAUAUACGGCCAACGCUGUGGAUGACCACAAUAAUUCUGCUGGCAGGUCAAAGGCUGGUCGUGUAGAUAGGUUCCCAGCCACACAACGUUUCCAGGAGUUUGAGGAAGUUGUGGGUACAACAGAGAGAUAUACCUCCCCUGACCUGGACAUGGCUCUUAUUAUCAACACCAAAGCUGAAGAACACUUCAUGAAGGCCAUGCAGUGUAAGGAGGAAGGAGACCUCCAGCGGGCCAUCCAGUUGAUCGGCAAAGACAUGAUUCUUCAGCGUGACCAGCCUCGCCACUUUGUGGAGAAAGCAGAGAUGUUCCUCGAACUCUGCGACUUCCAGUCCGCCAUUCUGAACUACAAGAAGGCUUGUUUUCUCGAGCCUAACAACACAGAGUUCUACAGUCGCCUGGCAUUCAUCUACUACUUUCAGGGACAAGUGUUUUUCGAUCAGCGGUUGUACGCGGAGGCACUGGAAUCCUUCUCGAGAGCUUCAGAAAUGCUACCAGAGAAAGUCGGUUUUCACACUAGAAGCAUUGCCUGCUUGGCAGCCUUACAGCGACACGGGGAGUGCCUGUCAUUGGUGAAUCGUCAGUUGGAGGUGGACAAACAGAACCCCGACCUGUACGUCAUGAGGGCCAGGCUUCAUGAGAUGUUCAAUAAUAUGACCUUGUGCUAUUACGAUGUGAAGGACGCUCUGGCUCUGAAAUCAGAUCAUUCUGAAGCUCUUGUGCUGAAAAAGAAGCUUGAGGAAAAAGCUGAAGAAAACAAGCUACAAUCCAUGCAGCUGAGUAUUAUGGGAAAGCACAGAGAGGCCCUCCAGAAGAUGUGUGUUGCCAUGGAAAUGAACCCAGCUGUGGCAGAGUAUCAUGUACUAAGGGGUGCUCUUCACCGGAAGCUGGGUGACUUCAAUGCUGCCAUUGACGACUUUCUGUUAGCGCUGGACAAGACCGACCACAAAGAGGAUGAAGUGUAUGUUGACUCGCAGAGACAGCUGCUACUCACCUACAACGACUUUGCAGUGGAGUGUUUCACCAAGGGCUACUACGAGGAGGCCGUCAUUCUCCUCAACAAGGCUAUCAAGGGAGAGAAGCAGGAAAAGGGACUGUACAUCAACAGGGGAGACUGUUUCUUCCGGCAAGGGGAGCUAACUUUUGCCUUGCAAGACUACCACCAGGCGUUAGAGCUUGAUCGUCUGAACGAGGAUGUAAAGUCUCGCAUCUCCGUCAUUCACAGCGAGUUUGGGGUCCAAGCUUAUCACAACAAGAACUAUCCGGAGGCAGAAGCGAAGUUCAGCCUGGCCAUUCAGUACAACCCUCGUGUGGGUCAGUACUUCAUCACGCGCUCUCGGUGUCGCUACAUGCUGGAGGACAUGACAGGAGCGAGGACGGAUCUGGUGAUGGGACUUUUCCUGGACCCCACAAACGAGGAGAUCAUGUCCAUCUUUUCUCGUCUGUUCCCGGGGAAAUCCGUGGCGGAGGUCCGUGACAGUCCUCUGGGGCAGAGAACCCGUGAAGCCCUAGGGAAUCUGUGCCCUCUGGCCUCCCCCAUCCGCCUCCACCCUCUACCUCAAACACCUGCUCUCAUACCCAUGCCACAGGACUUCCAGUUGCAGCGGUCUCAUCCACUCAGUCGUGAUUCGGGGACAGGCAAACCCAGCACGGGGUUAGAUGACCCUCCAGACAGGUCAACCCUUAAAACACCAGCUCUUAACACCUCUAUUACUGCCCAAAAGAAAAAGAUAAAACAAGAAGUGAAAAUGGUGUUACAUGACCGUAAAUCUUUGAAGUAUGAUGGACCGCGCCUGAAGCCACUUCCACCGCCAUCUACCCAGAAGUCAAAGGGAGGUAAAGAGAAGGUAGCAGUUGACAUGCUGAAGCCAAAAGGCAGUACAAACUGGCGCAAGUUCAACCUUGGCAUCGGCAGCCUUACCGCUCUGUGAUUCACAGUGAUUAGAUGUUUAACGAAUCUCAAGCAUGCAGCGUAUCUGUGAUAAGUGGUGUGACGACAUCAUCAAACCUGUGCAACUGGGGGGAAGUAGUUGUCUUAGUCAGUCAAAUCAAG